GAUCUCAACUCUUUGGGUCCGCUGUGAAUGAACUCUUCCAGACACUUUUGAUCAUCCACGCUGUUAAAAACACACUGGCAUCUAACUUCAUCUCCGUCCGUCGAUCCAGAGGCGUUUGUUAAACACACAUGGACUGUUGUGUCGGUUUUUACGCCUGAAGAAAGAAAGAACGAUAGGACUAUUUUAGCUUUAUUUUAGGCUGAAGUUAGUUGACAUCUUUUGUCAUAUGAAGGAUAUGGGCAGAUGUGGAAAUGUUGCGUUUUGUGCGAUGGUGCUCUUCUACUGUUCUCUCAUUACAGGUGAUUAUCUCUGCGUGUCAUCUGCGGCUGACGUGUCUUCAUCAUCUCACAGCUCUGUGAAGAGAAGAAACGGCGUGACUGAAGUCAACAUGACCUCGAGCCCUGGCAGCGAUCAGACGCAGUCCUCCACUAACAUCACCAACAGCACUGAGCCCACGCCGCACACAGACACAACUACAGUAAUGUUGGUGAACUCAUCUGCCCCGGCCGAGAACGUCACAGACAGUCGAAACGUCUCUGAUGUGUCACCUGUGAUAAAUGAGACAGCAGUCACCACGGUAAAACCUACCACACUCCCACCAUCAACGACCCACGAGCCCACAAGCAGCAUCCACUUCAGCACGCUCCACCCGACAUCCACCACCACAGGAACCAGCGGAGCUCCAGAGUCAUCGAGCGCUCGCAGCAGACGGAGAUCCAGCACACAGAUGACAGCAAGCAGCAGUCCUGUCCAGACCAAAGCCCACGCAGACACCCCCUCGGCUCUCAACGUCCCAGACCACGACAAUAGCAAAGCGUCCGCUGACCCACUGCUGGCUGGACUGGUGUCGGCGUUCGUCAUCGUCGCUGCCAUCGUGUCGGUCCUCAUAUUCCUCAAAUUCAGAAACACAAACGAUGGCCCAGAGUUUCGCAGACUUCAGGAUCUCCCCAUGGACGAUAUGCUGGAGGACGCGCCUCUCUCCAUGUACAGCUACUGAAAACCCAGAUGUUCCUCAGACAUCUUCAGAGAGCCUAACAUCCUCUGAUCAACACAACACAGACACAAUUAAAUUAGCUUCACAGAGGCACAAACACUCCUGUUGUUUCUGUUACAGGACUAAAUGUAGCAUCUUACUCUACUUUAGUUGUUAAAUUCACCAUGUCCGUCAGUUCCCGUUCGCUGGGUUGUUUUCUUGCACUUUAGGUUUGGGAAGGAUUGUGUGCUGCGGGGAUAUUAGGGAGCUGUUUUUGGCUGUAUGUGUUCAUUUGUUUCAUGCAUUGCAUCUCUUGCGCACCAAUGUAUGCUCUUCAGUGAAUGGGUGCCGUCAGAAUGAGAGUACAAACAGCUGAUAAAAACAUCACAAUAAUCCACACCACUCUGGUCCAUCAGUUAACAUCUUGAGAAGUGAAAAGAUGCAUGUUUGUAAGAAACAAAUCCAUUAUUAAGAUUUUUUUACAUGUAAAAUAAGAGUCCUCUAUCUAUAAUAAUGCUUUCUACAGUGUGAAAGUCAUCUCAUCUGAUUAAGGAGAGAAAUCUGCUCAGGCCAAGCACCGUUUAUAAGAUACAGAUUUAAACAAAUAUUUUGGUGGAUUCUGAGAGGACAACAGAGGAUGGACUUUUUUUUCACUGGAGGAAACAUUAUUAUAUAUUAUGGACUCCUAUUAUGACCUGAAACGAGUUUAAACACUUAUACAAACUGGAUUUGUCUCUUAAAAACAUGCAGCAUUUGGCUUCUCCAGAUGUUAACUUGAUGGACUGGAGUAGUGUGGAUUACUUCUGUAUUAUUGUGAUGUUUUUAUCUGACGGCACCUAUUCACUACAGAGCAUCCAUUGCUGGGAACGUGAUGAAAUGCUGCAUUUUAACAAAUAAAGAAACAAACAAACCUACAUCUUAGAUGGCCAAAAGGUGAGUAAAUUUAAAACUACUCUUUGGAGGAAAUGCUCGACGUUCAGUAGUUUUCGAUCAUCACACAAAGUCAUUUUAACCCCUCUCUGUUUACAGUAAUGCACUUCUGUGGGGUACCAGAGUAAACAAUAAAAUGCAUUUCGUUUUCAACAGUACAGCCACAUGACUUGCAUGGCACUAGCUAUAAAAGUCUUCUAACCGUGUCUUUGUGAAGUUACAUUCAGUUUUCUCACCCCUGUAAAGCUGCUAAACUCUGUAACAUUUGCACGACACACACAAGGAGAGUCUUCCCUAGUAAAUUCAUUACUGUAAACUCAUUUGUACUUGUUUUUAAAAAUCUGUAGACAAAAUUAUACAGCUUAACCUGUAAUAAAUCUGAAAAAUUCAUUUAAUGCUGUACAAACGGCACCAGUAAUGAUUUCCCAAUGUUCAUUUCUGCUUAGUUCCCAAGCAUGUUUCCACCCGUGAGAAAUUGCAUUUUUUUUUCAGCUGCACAGACGUUCAAUUCACUUCAAGUGAAAAUGUGGAGUUGUUUACAUCAUAAGCAAUGUCACCAAACAGACAAAACAACAGCGCUGAAAACACAACCGUCUCUUGGCUCAUGAUGGUGCAAAAUUCAACUGUUUUCAACCUUGUUUUAAGAAACAAAUUCAUUUGCAUGCACUUUUGACAAAGAUGGUAAAAAACAGACCUUCAGUCAAUAAACAGCCAUAAUUGUAAUGCUUUUCUUGUGCCUAAAAUGUUUUAUAAAAACUGCGAAAAAUAAACAAAAUAUAGCUAUAGACUUAACAUUUUAACAUUUUUAUUGAUUGAUAAAACAUCAAUACAGUAUUUUCAUCCUUGUGGUUUGUUGGCUGAUGGAUGUGUGUUGUUUUCUUUGUGUAAUAACUUGUGGAAGUGCAUUUAAAGUGUUUCUUACACACUGUUCUUUUUUAAUUAAUAAAAGUCUUUAAAAUAC
Messenger RNA from Carassius auratus (goldfish), 2864 nucleotides. RefSeq names its product cell wall protein RBR3. Lineage: Eukaryota; Metazoa; Chordata; Actinopteri; Cypriniformes; Cyprinidae. The record is from RefSeq and is a predicted model, not a curated record. The transcript has 5 exons. Bases 227 to 997 code for a protein of 256 amino acids.